Echinops telfairi (small Madagascar hedgehog) is the source of this 1940-nucleotide messenger RNA. It is a transcript of the gene AGK, whose product is annotated as acylglycerol kinase. The transcript has 16 exons. Gene Ontology annotation, cellular component: mitochondrion; TIM22 mitochondrial import inner membrane insertion complex. Lineage: Eukaryota; Metazoa; Chordata; Mammalia; Afrosoricida; Tenrecidae. Gene Ontology annotation, biological process: ceramide biosynthetic process; protein insertion into mitochondrial inner membrane. Gene Ontology annotation, molecular function: ATP-dependent diacylglycerol kinase activity; acylglycerol kinase activity; ceramide kinase activity. The coding region runs from base 50 to 1381 and encodes 443 amino acids. The record is from RefSeq and is a predicted model, not a curated record.
GUGACGAAGCUCCACCGUUCCUGUCCACACACCAGCGACCCCCGGAGAGAUGCCGGCCAUCCUGAAAACCCUCCGCAGCCACUGGAAGAAGACGGCGGCCGGGCUCGGCCUGCUGACCUGGGGGAGCCACUGGAUCUACGGCAAACACUGCGACAACCUGCUGAGAAGAGCAGCCUGUCAAGAAGCUGAGGAAUUCGGCAACCAGCUCCUCCCGCCCAAUGCGCAAGUGAAGAGGGCUACAGUCUUCCUGAACCCGGCCGCGUGCAGAGGGAAAGCCAGGACGCUGUUUGAGAAAAAUGCUGCCCCAAUACUGCACUUGUCAGGCAUGGACGUGACCGUGGUCAAGACAGACUAUGAGGGCCAAGCCAAGAAACUGCUGGAGCUGAUGGAGCACACAGAUGUGGUCAUCGUUGCCGGGGGAGAUGGGACGCUGCAGGAGGUGGUGACUGGGGUUCUUCGGAGAGCGGAUGAGGCCACCUUCAGUAAGAUCCCCAUCGGCUUCAUCCCACUGGGACAGACCAGUAGUCUCAGCCACGCCCUCUUUGCUGACGGAGGAAACCAAGUCCAACGCAUCACCGCCGCUGCCCUGGCCAUCGUGAAAGGAGAGACGGUACCACUGGAUGUCUUGCAGAUUAAGGGCGCAAAGGGACAUCCCGCGUUCGCCAUGACCGGCCUCAGAUGGGGCUCCUUCAGGGACACCGGCGUCCAAGUCAGCAAGUACUGGUACCUGGGACCUCUGAAAACCAAAGCAGCCUACUUCUUCAGCAUGCUGAAGGAGUGGCCGCAGACUCACCAGGCCUCGAUCUCGUACACGGGACCCACUCCGCGGCCCCCCAACGAGCCGGGAGAGCCUGCCCCACGGCCCUGGCUCUACCGGAGGGUUCUGAGGAGGCUGGCCUCCUUCUGGGCCCAGCCUCAGGAUGCCUCCCCCCGAGAUGCACAUCCCGAAACCUGGAAGGAGGUGCAGCUGGCCACCAUUGAGCUGUCCAUCAUGACGCGGAACCGGCGUCCUGACCUGGCGGGCACGGAGGACUUCAUGGACAUCUGCAUUGAACCCGACACGGUCAGCAAGAGCGACUUCAUCACCAUUGGUGCCCAGGAGCUGGCCACUGCCCUGGUUCUGCAGGAAAGAGAGGACCCAGCCCUGUGUCCAGCCGGCACGGAGCACCUGCAGGCCAGCAAGUGCAUGCUGCUGCUGCCCGAGGGAACUGGGGGCUCCUUCAGCAUCGACAGCGAGGAGUACGAGGCAAUGCCCGUGGAGGUGACGCUGCUGCCCCGGAAGCUGCUCUUCUUCUGUGACCCCAAGAAGCGGGAGCAGGUGCUGCAGGCCCCGGCCCAGGAAGUGGCGGAGCCGCAGGGGCCUGAGGUAGCGGCCUUGUAGGACAGGCCCCUGGGAGCUGGAUAGCUGCCCCAUAGAAUCGCCAGACCCCACUCUGCACAGGGCCCUCUUCUCAUGUGACCACUGUCAUUCCUCAACAUGGACCAUCUACCUGCCCCCCUUCCAGAAGGUUCCCACCCCCCAGGAAGGAAGGGCCAAGCCGUCCAGGAACCCAGGCUGUGCCAGCACUGGAACCAGGGGUGGGGGCACUUCCCCCUCCUCCCCACCGGCCUUCAGCUCACUUCAGUUCUGCCCGCAGUCAGACAUGCAUGCAGAGGCCACCUCCCACCUCCUCAGCCAGGCCCAAGGGUGGGGUGGGGGGUGGUUUCCACCAAGGCCAGGACCCAGCUGGCUGGCGGGGGGCUCCAGAGAGCUGACUUCUCAUCUGGGUGGGGUCAAGAACUCUGCAUUUUUACAAAGCAGGUGGCUCCCCCUUACACGCCCUUGAAGAAACAGUAUUUUAAAGCCGUCCCCCAGAAACAACGUCUCAUGUUCCCACAGAGGUGUUUGGAAGAAUCAUGUGCCCUCCCCUUGAAGCUGAUGUUAAAUAUGCCCAUGGUGA